Molecule: messenger RNA, 1212 nt
Organism: Hypoxylon fragiforme
Lineage: Eukaryota; Fungi; Ascomycota; Sordariomycetes; Xylariales; Hypoxylaceae
Exons: 2
Coding region: 1-1212 (403 amino acids)
Source: RefSeq, a predicted model, not a curated record
AUGGCUUCGGCAGAUAAGAUGGGAAAUUGGACGUGGACGAUGAUGGAAAAUGUCGUGGCACACGCUUCUGCGCUGUGCGCUGCUCGACUACUCACCCAACUACCUGGGGCGGUGUUGUGCCCGGUCAAGCCGUCAACACGCAAGUCAACAACGCGGCCAACUACAGCAUCGUGUGUAACGGUGUCUUUCAACUGCGGGAUGGAGAGACGGUGUACCCAGCCAAGUCAACAGCAACAACAAGCCAACCAACCAACACCGCGCACCACUACAGCAUCAUGUGUAACGGUGUCAUUCAACUCUGAGAUCGAGAUUGACAUUCACAUUGAGAGAAGUCCACUACUCUCCUCUCUACUCCUCUUUCAGCAAACCGGGGCACGCAGACAGACAGACGGCCCGGUUCCAGCAAGCCGCCAAACUACACUGGCUGGUCACGUCCACCCACGCACCCAUGCACCUAUCUUCUCCGAACACCUUCCGCCUAUCAUCAUCCCCUCCCUCCCCUUUCUUCCCCAACCCCCACCCCAGGAAAAUCCCAGCCAAUGGCACCACGAGGGUCCCUCGGACCAUAAGCGCCUGGGGUCGGGGGGCCGGGACAAGAGCGGUGGAAAGAGACCUUCCUCUCCUCCUCGGCGCCGCUCUGCCGAGGAGAGACGGCCGCAUGCCCAGUCACCCCCUCACUCGCUGUCAAUACUUGUGCUGGUCGUCUUGUUUGUCUGUGCGCGGAGAGGUUCCCACAUAUUUGCUACCGCCCGCCCGCUCGUCCGUCCGUCCGCUGCCGCAGAUGCCCCAGUCGAAAACGAUGGCGCUGGAGGCCAAAUGACGCGGCAGACGGGCUGGUGCGGUGGGUUCGCCGGACUACAAGUGGGAUAUGAUGGUUGUGGUGGUUAUGGAGAGGAUACAACAGUGCCGUUGUCUGAUACACCUGACUACCUACCUAGAGAUUGGAUGGGUGGAUUAACACGGCACGGCACGGCACACCUAUCGUAUCGACGGCUCGCGUCAUUCUUCCUCGGCCAAGAGAAGGUCAAAAUCGACGAAACGGGGGCGACGCCUGCCACGUUCUACUCGCAUUGUUCGCACAGCCACCCACACACCUUCUCGACGCGGGCUGGCGUUGUCGUCCCCUGGGAUGAGGGGAUGGGCACGCCGGCCUGGUGGACCAGCCCGCCACAUCCUGGCGACGAACAGCGAGACAGAAUUAGGUCCUGUUGA